AUGAAGCUCCGGAGCAUCGUCCUCGCUUCCUCCCUUGCUGUAACCGCCCUGGCUGGUCCGGAUGCUGCCGCCGUCGCGGAUAAGAGCUCCAAUGCUGUAGCGGCACCAGGCAGCAAGGCGGGCGCAAUCAAAGAUGCCCCCUUCGAUGGCAAGGACGGCAGGCCGCACCACGGACCCUUCGUCGAGAUCGAGAACCUUCGCGACAAGGGAUCGCCAGCAACCUCCAGUGACUCGGACAUCCCCUCGCUCACGAAGCAGCUGCCAUUACUUAAAGACAGGCCGUCGGACCCGACCGUCGUCAACGGCAAGAAGAUCCCCGAGUCGAACGAUGGCAUCAUGGACGACAAGAACCGGGCGCACCCGAAAGAGGGCACGACGGGCACCAGUGGUGGCGUGAGCGAGAAGGACAGGGAGCGCAAGGCCAAGGAGGGCCAGACGGGCGAGCGGGUCGAGAAGAAGCCAGAGACUCCCAAGGAGGCCCGGCCGCUUUCGCACAGCGAGCAGGAGAAGGUACUGAAGAGCGGCGGAGGCAAGGAUGUCAAGGACAAAGAUCUGGAAUCGCUGAAGGAUACCAAGGCAAAGCUGGCGUCAUCCAGUGACAAGGAUGGGAAGGAUAAGGCAGAUGAUACAGAUAAGUUCUCGGGGUUGGAUAAGCCAUCAGAUCUCCCGGGAAAGACACACGACAAGGCCCUUCCUGUCCCUAACUCGGCCAACAAGGACCAUCUCGAUGUCACCCAGGGCAAGAAGCAGCCUUUGUCGACCGGCAAAACCCCACAGCUGGCUACCGGUGCCGAGGGUGUCCUUCAGCCCCUGCACUCCUUCUGCCUAUCGCUCACCAUGAUCCUCUUCUCCGAGAUUGGCGACAAGACCUUCCUCGUUGCCGCUCUUAUGGCCAUGAAGCACGACCGCAUGGUUGUCUUCUCCGCCGCUUUCGCCGCCCUGAUCACCAUGACGAUACUUUCGGCGUUUCUGGGUCACGCUGUCCCGGCCCUGAUCCCCAAGAAGCUCACCAGCUUCAUGGCGGCUGGCCUGUUCUUCGUCUUUGGCGCUCGUAUGCUGCGCGAGGGUAUGGCCAUGUCCCCGGACGAGGGCGUCUCGGCCGAGAUGCACGAGGUGGAGCUUGAGCUGGAGGAGAAGGAGUCCCUGGCGCGGAAGCAAGGUAUGCGCGGCCGCGCCUCGCCCCACGCUCUGGAGAUGGGUCUCGGCGACAACGGCCACACCUCCCGCAAGUCUCGCGGCCACAAAUCUCGCUUCUCUGCGCCCCACCGCAGCCCCUCGACCUCGCCGAGCCGGAGCCCGAGCCCGCGCCGGGGUGGAAGCCUCAUGAAUGCCCUUGCCGGCCUCAACAACCUGCUCAGCCUGCUGCUCAGCCCCGCUUGGGUCCAGACCUUUGUCAUGACGUUCCUGGGCGAGUGGGGCGACCGCAGCCAGAUCGCGACCAUCGCAAUGGCGGCCGGACAGGACUACUGGUGGGUUACGCUGGGUGCCGUGUUGGGACACGCGUGCUGCACGGGCGUUGCCGUCAUUGGUGGGCGGGCCAUUGCCGGGAAAGUCAGUCUCAAAGUUGUCACUGUGGGCGGCGCGUUGGCAUUCUUGCUCUUCGGAUUCAUCUACUUCAUCGAGGCCUUCUACACGUAA
Molecule: messenger RNA, 1638 nt
Organism: Pyricularia pennisetigena
Lineage: Eukaryota; Fungi; Ascomycota; Sordariomycetes; Magnaporthales; Pyriculariaceae
Exons: 3
Coding region: 1-1638 (545 amino acids)
Biological process (GO): Golgi calcium ion transport; Golgi calcium ion homeostasis; calcium ion transmembrane transport
Cellular component (GO): Golgi apparatus; fungal-type vacuole membrane
Molecular function (GO): manganese ion transmembrane transporter activity; calcium ion transmembrane transporter activity
Source: RefSeq, a predicted model, not a curated record